UAACUACCCGCUGCCACGGAACCCUGAAAACUACCCAUAGGGCCUUUGUAGCGCUUGGCAAGCAGGGAAUCUGGGCAGCCAUCAACGUCAUUCGGUGACAUCAUACCGCCAACCCCCAAGAUGUGAGACAUGUCGGUGGCGAUUCCUCUUAAACUGCCGGGUCGCCCCCAACUGGGCGCGACAGACGUGCGCACGAGCUAUCGCCAUCAGACACGUCAAUGGACUUGAUGCUACCUCGUCGCUCAACUCCCGGUCUGCGACAAAUGUUAUACAAGCCUGCCUCCCUCCACGUUCCCCCGUUCGUGCCACCCGGGCCGACCCCAAACCUCAAAAGCCUUUCACACACUGCGACGUCCGAGAUCUUGUCCUCGAAAUGUCGUCCAGUGGCAGCGGUCGAAAGUCCGGUGACUACGGUCACGGCAGCACUCCCCGUUAUAACUCGAUCAGCAAUAAUCCGAAGACGUUUGUCGGUCGCUUAGCACCGCCAGAUCCGCGACCGUCGAGGGCCGAUCCCCACCAUCGCAGCCACCGAAAGAGCAAAGAAAAGGAGAGCGGCGGCUUCGAUUGGGGUGAAGGCAUUGCGCUCGCACUCAUCGGGGCGACGGCCCUCUUCAGCAUCGACAGGCAUUUGGACAAGAAGCGAAACAAAUGAAUGGCCGCUGCCGGGACGACAUAUUACGAACGAAUGACAUGAACGAAUCACGAAGUACAAGAUCAUGGCGCCAUAGCUUUUUGGUUAUUUGGAUAGUGUACGAUACUUAGGAGCAUAAGGAUGGCUGAAUCAUGCACACGAGCGUUGUCGAGUGCUUCAACAAUUGGAUUGUGAUUGAGAAUCCUCCACU
Molecule: messenger RNA, 842 nt
Organism: Purpureocillium takamizusanense
Lineage: Eukaryota; Fungi; Ascomycota; Sordariomycetes; Hypocreales; Ophiocordycipitaceae
Exons: 2
Coding region: 374-652 (92 amino acids)
Source: RefSeq, a predicted model, not a curated record